Molecule: messenger RNA, 573 nt
Organism: Aspergillus puulaauensis
Lineage: Eukaryota; Fungi; Ascomycota; Eurotiomycetes; Eurotiales; Aspergillaceae
Product: GPI anchored serine-rich protein
Exons: 2
Coding region: 1-573 (190 amino acids)
Source: RefSeq, a predicted model, not a curated record
AUGCGUUUCUCCGCUGCUACCAUCGCCCUCUUCGCCGGCCUUGCCGUUGCUGGUGACAUCCAGACCGUCUACUCGACCGAGGAUGUUACCAUCACCUCGUGCGCUCCCACUGUGACCGACUGCCCUGGCAACACCGCUCAGACUUCGGCCCCUGCUGAGCCCACUGGUACCUCUCCCGUCGAGUCCAGCGUUCCGGUUGCCCCUGAGGCCCCCAGCAGCAGCAGCAGCGUCGCUGUGCCCCCUGCUCAGCCUACCGCCAGCUCUCCGGUUGUUCCUCAGCAGCCCCAGCAGCCCGAGCAGCCCUCUGGAAGCAUCUCCGUCAUCCCCGUGACCACCUGCAUCCCCACCGUCACCUACUCUACCAUCUCCGUCACCCCCACCGUUGCUCCCACCACCUCUAAGCCUGUCAUCCCUGGCAACCCCACUGGCGUCGCCCCCACUGGCAGUGCCUCCGGUACCGCCUCGGCUUCUGCCACUCCUUCUCCCCCCACCUUCACUGGUGCUGCCAACGCUGUCUCCAACUCUUUCGGCUUCGCUGGUGCCGCCGCCGUCGCCGCUAUCUUCCUGGCAUAG